GGGGCGGCGGCUCUGUGCUCCUUGCUCCCUUCUCCCCUGCUUAGCGGAGGGGGCUCGUAGCUGGCCGCUUCUCCUGCCCAGCUUCGCCAGCUCGGCCCGAGCCCCGAGCCCCGAGCCCGCGGCCUCCCCGCCGCAGCCGCCGUGCUCAUGGAGCGCCAGCAGCCCGGCCCGGGGGCCAGAGCGGAGGAGGAGCCGGGACCGUCCGCUGCCCGGGAGGCGGGAGCGGCCCCCGGGGACCGGGGGGAAGAGGAGGAAGAAGAGAAAAACGAUCCUCCUUUUCAACUGAAAUCUCCUCCUAAAGCUUGCAGACCUGAAAAGGAAAUCGACUCAGAAUACGAAGAGAAGAUGAAAACAGACCGAGCAAAGAGAUUUGAAUUUCUCCUAAAGCAGACUGAGCUUUUCGCUCAUUUCAUUCAACCUGCGGCCCAGAAAUCCCCAACAUCGCCACUGAAGGUGAAAGUGGGACGUCCCCGAGUGAAGCGUGACGAAAAGCAAUGCCUUCUUUCAGCCGGGGAUUACCGCCACAGACGGACAGAGCAAGAAGAAGACGAGGAGCUGUUGUCCGAGAGUCGAAAGACGUCAAAUGUUUGCGUUCGGUUUGAAGUGUCUCCUUCGUAUGUGAAAGGAGGAACCCUGCGAGAUUAUCAGGUCAGGGGCCUCAACUGGAUGAUCUCGCUUUAUGAAAAUGGAGUUAACGGAAUUCUGGCUGAUGAAAUGGGUCUUGGAAAAACUUUACAAACGAUUGCAUUGCUUGGCUAUCUAAAACACUAUCGGAACAUUCCUGGGCCUCACAUGGUUCUGGUUCCCAAAUCGACUUUACACAACUGGAUGAAUGAAUUUAAACGCUGGGUGCCCUCUCUCCGUGCUGUUUGUCUCAUUGGGGACAAGGAUGCAAGACAUUCCCUUGUUCCACCUGUCAAAAAACAAAAUAAGGCUCGCAAAGGUCACUGGCAGUGGUCCAGCCUUCACAGCUGCCAGGUUUUCAGUACUCGAAGAUGUAGUUCAUCUGGGCCUGGUGUCUUGAACUCAUCAAGGGCAGCUAAGUUUUUGUAUUUGGCUGCUUUCAUUCGCGAUGUAAUGAUGCCAGGAGAAUGGGAUGUCUGUGUCACAUCAUAUGAGAUGGUAAUUAAAGAAAAGUCCGUGUUCAAAAAAUUUAAUUGGCGGUACUUAGUCAUCGAUGAAGCUCACAGAAUCAAGAAUGAAAAGUCCAAGCUUUCCGAGAUAGUUCGGGAGUUCAAGACCACAAACCGGUUGUUACUCACUGGAACGCCAUUGCAGAAUAAUCUGCAUGAGCUCUGGGCGUUACUCAAUUUCUUGUUGCCUGAUGUCUUCAAUUCGGCAGAUGGUUCCAAGAUUAGCCAGCCCCUAACUGCACAUGGCACGUUGCUGCUCCUACUUAUGAGAUAUUGUCCGGAGCAGGCCCAGGAUUUUGAUUCCUGGUUUGACACUAAAAAUUGCCUUGGUGAUCAGAAACUUGUGGAAAGACUACAUGCAGUUUUAAAACCAUUUCUGUUACGACGUAUAAAAGCUGAAGUAGAAAAGAGCCUGCCUCCUAAAAAGGAAGUAAAAAUUUACCUUGGCCUGAGUAAGAUGCAAAGGGAAUGGUACACGCGAAUCCUGAUGAAAGAUAUUGAUAUUUUAAAUUCAGCUGGAAAGAUGGAUAAAAUGCGACUGCUGAAUAUUCUCAUGCAAUUGCGCAAGUGUUGUAAUCAUCCCUACCUGUUCGAUGGUGCUGAACCUGGCCCUCCAUAUACAACUGACACCCAUCUUGUCAAUAACAGUGGGAAAAUGGUGGCUCUGGAUAAACUGUUGUCCAAACUCAAAGAACAGGGGUCAAGAGUUCUCAUUUUUAGCCAGAUGACACGAUUGCUGGAUAUUCUGGAGGAUUACUGCAUGUGGAGAGGUUAUGAAUACUGUCGGCUAGAUGGCCAGACGCCGCAUGAAGAGAGGGAGGAAGCCAUAGAUACCUUUAAUGCUCCUAACAGUACCAAAUUCAUUUUUAUGCUGAGUACAAGGGCUGGAGGUCUUGGAAUUAAUUUGGCGACUGCGGAUGUGGUUAUAUUAUAUGACUCAGACUGGAAUCCACAGGUUGAUCUGCAAGCCAUGGAUCGAGCUCAUCGUAUUGGUCAGAAGAAGCCAGUGCGGGUAUUCCGGCUUAUUACUGACAACACUGUUGAAGACAGGAUUGUAGAAAGAGCAGAGAUAAAAUUGAGGCUUGACUCUAUUGUUAUACAGCAAGGUAGGCUCAUUGAUCAACAGUCUAACAAGUUGGCAAAAGACGAAAUGCUGCAGAUGAUACGUCACGGAGCCACACAUGUUUUUGCUUCCAAAGAAAGUGAACUGACAGAGGAAGACAUUACAACUAUUUUAGAGAGAGGGGAAAAGAAGACCGCAGAAAUGAACGAACGACUGCAGAAAAUGGGAGAGAGCUCUCUUAGAAAUUUCACCAUGGACACUGAAACAAGUUUGUACAACUUUGAAGGUGAAGAUUAUAGAGAGAAACAAAAGCUCAGCAUGAUGGAGUGGAUAGAACCUCCCAAGCGAGAACGCAAGGCCAAUUAUGCAGUGGAUGCCUACUUCAGAGAGGCUUUACGUGUCAGUGAGCCGAAGGUUCCAAAGGCCCCCCGACCUCCAAAACAACCAAACAUCCAAGAUUUUCAAUUCUUUCCACCACGUUUAUUUGAGCUUCUGGAGAAAGAAAUUCUUUAUUAUCGGAAGACUAUAGGUUAUAAGGUGCCAAGGAACCCUGAACUCCCCAAUUCAGCCCAGGCUCAGAAGGAGGAGCAGAAGAAGAUUGAUGAAGCUGAGCCUCACACAUCUGAGGAGACUGAAGAGAAAGAAAAACUUCUCACCCAGGGAUUCACAAACUGGAACAAACGGGAUUUCAACCAGUUCAUUAAAGCUAAUGAGAAGUAUGGGCGUGAUGAUAUAGAUAAUAUCGCCCGAGAGGUGGAGGGCAAAUCACCAGAGGAGGUCAUUGAAUAUUCAGCCGUGUUUUGGGAGCGUUGUAAUGAGCUACAAGAUAUUGAAAGAAUCAUGGCCCAAAUUGAACGAGGAGAAGCUCGAAUUCAGCGACGCAUCAGUAUCAAGAAAGCCCUGGAUGCCAAAAUCGCGAGAUACAAGGCGCCAUUUCAUCAGCUGCGCAUUCAGUAUGGGACCAACAAAGGGAAGAACUACACUGAAGAGGAAGAUCGAUUCUUGAUUUGUAUGCUACAUAAAAUGGGCUUUGACAAGGAAAAUGUGUACGAAGAGUUACGUCAGUGUGUGCGCAAUGCCCCUCAAUUCAGAUUUGAUUGGUUUAUCAAAUCGAGAACUGCCAUGGAAUUCCAGCGUCGCUGUAAUACUCUCAUAUCAUUGAUUGAAAAAGAAAACAUGGAAAUUGAAGAAAAAGAAAGAGCUGAAAAAAAGAAACGGGGAGUAAAAGGGCCAAUGACCCAGAAGAGAAAGGCGGAGCCCACUACUGAGAUCUCUGGCAAGAAGGAUGCCAAGAAGGUGAAGUCGUAAAGCCUAGAAAUAGUGUUAACUGAGGAUUGUGUACUCCCCUUCUCCAGCCUCCCCAGCCUCAUCCUCUUUCUGGUCAAAAUAUUAAUUGCUAGUUUCUAUCGUAUUCCCAAUAACUAACCAAAAGUCUCUUGCUAGUUCUAAUUUUUUGCAUAUUUUAUAUCUUUUAAUGAUGCUUUUUACCUGAACUGUGUAGCGUUCUCCUUUAUUCAUUCCCCAAAUUUUUGUGUACCUGUAGCUUCGUGAAUUUCAUGCCUUCCUCAAAACGCCCCCCCCCCCCGCUACCCCCACCCUGCCCUUGUUCUUUCGAAGCUUGUGCUGAGGUUUUAGCUUUUCUAUGUUUUGUACGCUACCACUGCUUUGAAAAAGAGCCUAGAUUCUAUAGUUGUAUCAUUGUUCUUUCAUACUUAAAAUUUAUAUGGCUGUGGGCAAAUGGAAUUAAAAUGAUUUGAGGAGAAAUAGACUUCUGACUUCUUUGUUGCUUUCUUUUCUAUGGAGUAUAAGCUGCAGUCUGUGAUUAGCAUAAUAAUUGUUUCUUUGAGGUCAUCUAA
Messenger RNA from Dromiciops gliroides (monito del monte), 4052 nucleotides. It is a transcript of the gene SMARCA1, whose product is annotated as SWI/SNF related, matrix associated, actin dependent regulator of chromatin, subfamily a, member 1. NCBI's taxonomy places the organism in Eukaryota, Metazoa, Chordata, Mammalia, Microbiotheria, Microbiotheriidae. The coding region runs from base 148 to 3504 and encodes 1118 amino acids. The record is from RefSeq and is a predicted model, not a curated record. The transcript is spliced from 27 exons. Gene Ontology annotation, molecular function: ATP-dependent chromatin remodeler activity; ATP binding; histone binding. Gene Ontology annotation, cellular component: nucleus; chromatin. Gene Ontology annotation, biological process: nucleosome organization; regulation of transcription by RNA polymerase II.